AUGGAUCCGAUCUUUCAAUUUUCCGACGAAGAACUCAACGAUGGCGGUGGCGAUCCAAGAGAAGAACUCCACACGAACCCGAGCGAAGAAGAUCAAGAAGAAGUAGAGAAUCUUGCUCCGGCGAUUCCUCCUCAAGAAGAAGUAGAGAAUCUUGCUCCGACGAUUCCUCCUCGACAAAUCCCAGAGUUACUCAUCGCAAGAAUCGUCGCACUCGUACCGAGAUGUCAGUACCCGAAGCUAUCUCUCAUCUCCAGAGCCUUCUUUCGAGUCAUCUCUUCGCCGGAACUCUACAUAAGGCGCUUGCAACUCGGCCUCACCGAACCGGUUCUUUAUGCCUUGAUCGGAUUCCCAUAUAGUUACGAACGUUUCUCGAGAUGGCACAUUCUCAACUUAAACAUCUCAGAAAGCUUGCGCGAGGUCCCUACAUUUCCUCCUAUGUAUCCUGGAUCUUCUGUGGUCACAUUCGGAUACAAUAUGUAUGUGAUCGGUGGUUUGAACGGGUUUAAUCACCCUGUAUCGACUGUGUUUGUCCUCGACUGUAGAUUCCACGCGUGGGACAAUCUCCCAAGUAUGCACAGGGCUCGCUACCGUGCAGCCGCCGGAGUCAUUGACAGAAAGAUUUAUGUCAUCGGAGGUUGCGAGAGGCCUCAUGCAUAUGAUGGUUGGAUCGAAGUGUUCGAUGUUGAUAACGGGGUUUGGAGUACUGUGCCUGAUCCAUCCCACUACAACUCUAAUAUGCCGGGAGGAGGGUUUGUGACAUCUGUGGUGAUGCAGGAUAGGAUUUACAUUUUGGAUGCUCUCUGUGCUUUGGUCUACGAACCAAGACAAGGUACAUGGCAGUCUUUGGGACUUGAAUCAUCUACGUUGAUGGAUUUUUGGCGCCAACCGUGUUGUGUGAUUGAGGAUCUCCUGUAUAGCUUUGAUGUACUGUGUGUUCUUAAACAUCCAAUAGUGGUAUUUGAUCCAGUUGAAAUGGUUUGGAAUCCUGUGAAGGGUUUAGACGAUGGCUUGCCUUACCUCAGAUACUCUGUGUGUCAAAUGGCGAAUGUGGGUGGGAAGCUGAUGGUUUUGGCCACUUCAAACACCAUCUAUAAUGAUACUUGGUGCAUAGAGAUCACGUUAGAAAGACGUGAAGGAGGUGAGAUUUGGGGGACAGUCGAUUCAAAGGAGAUUGUGCUUAUCUCCGGGACCUCGCCUUCUAUUGAUCUUUCUUGCUCUGUUACGGUUUGAUGAUCUAUGGGAUGGUUUC
Camelina sativa (false flax) is the source of this 1249-nucleotide messenger RNA. NCBI's taxonomy places the organism in Eukaryota, Viridiplantae, Streptophyta, Magnoliopsida, Brassicales, Brassicaceae. The record is from RefSeq and is a predicted model, not a curated record.